AUGUCCUUACAAUUAUGCUUGAUUGUUUAUUUCAGAAUAUUGUUGCCGCUGCUUAGCUGCUACCUGAUCUCGCACGUGUGCACUGCGCAGGAUUUCUUCGGCGAUAAGAAGGAGACUCAUUUCGAUCUAUUGGAAGCGGCUGUUUCCUUGAUUGACGAUAAGAAUCUGUACAUCACCGAUGGCUACGACGGCUUCCCAUCUUUCGGCUUUCGCCUCGGCUCGGAGGUCAAGCAGCCGUACCGGAUGUAUCUGCCGGAGAAGCUCCCAGCCGAGUUUACGAUUGUGGCGUCGUUCAAACCGCUGUCAGUGAGAACCAGUUACCUGUUCGCCGUACUCAAUCCCUUCGAGACUGUCGUUCAGCUUGGCAUUCGCAUUUCCGAUGGACCAUCAUCGAAUCAAAACAUAUCGCUUGUAUAUACCAACUCAGAUAUGCAUUCCUUCUCCGACGAAGUGGCUAAAUUCACAGUGCCGAAGCUCGCCAAGCGAUGGUCAAAGAUCGUCAUACGCGUAACGACAACCGAAGUCAUUCUCUACAUGAAUUGUAACGAAUUGUCGCGGCAGCGCGUUACAAGAAUCCCACCGGAGCUCGUCUUCGAUACUGCGAGCACACUUUAUAUUGCGCAGGCUGGACCUCAUAUUCAAGAAAAGUAUGACGGUCUACUACAAACACUUAAGCUCCACGCGGGUUAUCCACUGGACCUUGUCAAAUGUAACAACGAUUUUGACUUCCUUUCGGAAGAGAGUUCGGGGGAUCAUGACUUGAUCAGCGGCUCGGGAGAAAUCGAUCUCGAUGACGUUCCCGUGAGUUACACUAUUAUACCUCUGGUAGACUUGACUUUCGUGCGACGUUGUUAA
Ceratosolen solmsi marchali is the source of this 855-nucleotide messenger RNA. RefSeq names its product collagen alpha-1(XV) chain-like. NCBI's taxonomy places the organism in Eukaryota, Metazoa, Arthropoda, Insecta, Hymenoptera, Agaonidae. The coding region runs from base 1 to 855 and encodes 284 amino acids. The record is from RefSeq and is a predicted model, not a curated record. The transcript is spliced from 6 exons.